Messenger RNA from Salvelinus namaycush (lake trout), 741 nucleotides. Its product is annotated as myozenin-1-like. Gene Ontology annotation, molecular function: FATZ binding; actin binding; telethonin binding. The coding region runs from base 1 to 741 and encodes 246 amino acids. The record is from RefSeq and is a predicted model, not a curated record. The transcript is spliced from 5 exons. Gene Ontology annotation, cellular component: Z disc; actin cytoskeleton. NCBI's taxonomy places the organism in Eukaryota, Metazoa, Chordata, Actinopteri, Salmoniformes, Salmonidae.
AUGCCUCUCUCGAUUUCCGCCCACCCUAACAAGAGGAAGAAGGUCAACAAGAUCAUUACUGAUCUGACCAACAUCACCCAAGAUGAUGAAGAGUCAAACCCUGAGGCGUCCGAAUUUGAUCUGGGCACAAAGAUCAACACUCCUAAAGACACCAUGUUGGAGGAACUGUCUCUUUUGACCAACAAGGGAUCCAAGAUGUUCCGGAUGAGGCAGCAGAGAGUGGAGCGCUUCAUCGUCACCAACGAGAAUAUGCAGAAUCUCCAGCAGCUGGUUCCAUCGCUGGGGUGUGAGACGACAGCCCCACCACUCACUCAGGAACUGGAGCACGAGGAGGAUAAGGAGGCGGAGAUAGAAAAGAAGAGACAGCAGUACGUGCAGACUUACGUGUCGCCGUGGGAACGGGCCAUGAGGGGAGACGAGUCCCUGACCUCUACCAUGCACCACCACAUGGCUGGACCACAUACCCCCCACGACAUGCCCAAGUUCAAGAGCUUCAAUAGGACGGCCCUGCCCUAUGGCGGCUUCGAGAACGGGGGAGGCCACUUGAACUUCGAGCCUCCCGAGAUCCCAUUCGCCCAGGUGGAGGCGGAGUCCCUCCACUCCCUGCAGGGGGACAUUAGGUCCCGCCCCUCGUUCAACCGCACCCCCAUCGGCUGGGUGUGUAACCCGGAGGACAACUCACACAUCCACAUGGAGCUGGACAACAUGCUGCCCUUUGACGGAGAGACGGAUGAGCUGUAG